AAGGCUUGCACGCAUUAUUGGAUUGUUCUUGUGUACGGAGGUUGAUUUUGUUACUAGACUGUCUGGUUUUCGCUUUGUUAGUUAUUUGCAUUAAAAAAUAAACGUUGGUCAAUACCCUAUCUUUUACGAGAAAAAUAAACAUGGCAGAAAAGGUUUAUCAAUGCACUGUAAGUGCUCCGGUUAAUAUUGCAGUCAUCAAAUACUGGGGAAAACGCGAUGUUGGGUUGAACUUACCUACAAACAGUUCAUUAAGUGUAACUUUAUCGCAAGACGAUUUACGAACAGUUACGACUGCUAGCUGCAGCAAAUCUUUUGAAAAAGACACUUUAUGGUUGAACGGGCAUGUGGAGGAUAUUUCCACCAGCAAACGACUUUCUGUUUGCGUAGAGGAAUUGCGUAGUGCUCGUCAAGGAUUGGAAAAAGAGGAUGACUCCUUGGAUAAAAUCAGCCAACUGAAACUACAUGUUGUCUCCAAGAAUAAUUUCCCCACUGCUGCUGGUUUGGCUUCCUCGGCUGCUGGGUAUGCUGCUUUUACUGAAGCCGUUGCCCGUUUAUACGGUUUACCCUGGACUCCUACUCAGCUAUCCAGAAUCGCUAGGCAAGGUUCCGGUAGUGCUUGUCGUAGCUUAUUUGGUGGCUAUGUUGCAUGGGAGAUGGGUGAAUUGCAUAGUGGAGCGGACAGUGUUGCUGUGCAGGUUGAGCCCGUCGAACAUUGGCCUGAAAUGCGUGUCGCUAUUAUGGUUGCUUCUGCUGCAAAGAAGGGUGUCUCUUCUACUUCAGGUAUGCAAUCAACUGUUGCUUCCUCUACCUUAUUCCAAAAACGCGUGAAAAAUAUUGUUCCUGAGCGUAUGCAAGCCAUGAAACAAGCUAUCCGUAAGCAUGAUUUUGAAACGUUUGCCAAACUUACGAUGACCGACUCAAAUCAAUUUCACGCAUGUUGUCUUGAUACUUUCCCUCCUAUUUUCUAUCUGAACGAUACCUCUAGAGCUAUCAUUCGUGUCGUCGAAAACAUCAAUGCUGCUGCCGGAAAAACAGUUGCUGCUUAUACUUUUGAUGCAGGUCCAAAUGCAGUGGUAUACUUCUUGGAAGAAAACUCGGCUUAUGUCUUGGAUACUUUGUAUGCUGUUUCAAGGAACGCACAAGGUUGGGAGGAUAGCGAAAGAAACCCUACCUCUGUGAAGAUCGACGACGUUGCAUCCGAAACUGUACUAUCUGGUGUGAGCCGAGUGAUUCUCACCAAAGUUGGAGAUGGCCCUCGUCUUUUGUCUUCUGAGGAGUCUUUAAUAAACGAAGAUGGAACACUUAAAGAUGCUUAAUUAUCUCGACUAAUUUGAACCCACUUUUACGGUUUCAACGCUAUGGUAUGCAAUGCUUAAGCUAAACGAAACGAUCAGUAUGGACAUAGAUUACCGAAAGCAAGGAAAGGCUACUUUAAUGUUCUCAUCAUUUUAAUACUACCUUUUACUUUAUACAAGUAAUACAAUACUUUCGUUACCUGCUUUACUUUACCAAAUGAAGAACCAACGAGUCAAGUCAAGCUUAAGCUCGUCUUUAGUAAAUAAAAGAUAGAACGUAAAAAGAUUUAAUUCCUUAAACAAGAAAAUGUAUAUCACGAAGACUUGCUAAUUAUACGCAUUGAUUCACAAAGAAUCGAAUAAGACUCUCGUUUAUGCCGCAUUACGGUUAUGCUA
Molecule: messenger RNA, 1691 nt
Organism: Schizosaccharomyces cryophilus OY26
Lineage: Eukaryota; Fungi; Ascomycota; Schizosaccharomycetes; Schizosaccharomycetales; Schizosaccharomycetaceae
Product: diphosphomevalonate decarboxylase
Exons: 1
Coding region: 141-1316 (391 amino acids)
Biological process (GO): isopentenyl diphosphate biosynthetic process, mevalonate pathway; isoprenoid biosynthetic process
Cellular component (GO): cytosol
Molecular function (GO): diphosphomevalonate decarboxylase activity; ATP binding
Source: RefSeq, a predicted model, not a curated record